AUGAACCAGAGGAAGUUGCAGCUUUUACUUCGAAACUGUGGGGAGCUGGAAUCUCUGAAGAAGAUCCAUGCCCGAGCCGUGAUAUCUGGAUUGCUCCGUGCCCAUCAAUCCGUAGCUUCCAAGCUGUUGAGUCGCUACGCGGAAUUUGGCGGGACAAGGGACGCGCGGAAGGUGUUUGAUGAAAUUCCCAGCCCAGACAUCGUGUCCUUCACCAGCCUCAUCCAUCUCUACUUACAGGACCAACUUCCAGGCCGAGCGUUCCUGGUGUUCUCCCAGCUGGUUCACUGUGGUCUUCCACCUGACAGCUUUUCAGCAGUGGGAGCGCUCUCUGCCUGUGGGCGAGGUGGGAAUUUGAUUGGGGGCAGGAUCGUUCACGGGAUGAUACUCAGGUUUCAGCUCAUGGGGUCAGAACCGAUUCUGGGUAAUGCGUUAGUAGACAUGUACUGUCGAAAUGAGAGAAUCCGUGCAGCAAAAUUGGUGUUUAAGCAUAUGAUUGCUGUCAAGGAUUUGUCUUCAUGGACUAGUUUGCUUAAUGGGUUGGUGAUGAACAACAAGUUGGCCUCUGCUAGAAGAGUAUUAAACAAAAUGCCGAGCAGAAAUGAUGUAGCUUGGAACUCAAUGAUAACGGGCUACAUUCAGCACAAGAUGCCAGUUCAAGGUCUUAUCAUGUUUAAGCGGAUGAAAGCAGCUGGAGAUUGCCCUCUCACGGCUGUAACCUUUGUAGCAGCUCUUUCAGGCUCUGCUGAUAUCGGUUCGAUUUAUCAAACCCAGGCUAUCCAUUGUUGCAUCAGGAAGUCUUCUUCGGAUUCUAGUGUCACCAUCAGCAAUGCUUUAAUAGAUUCCUAUUCAAAAGGAGGCUGUCCUGAUUGUGCCAGAAAGAUAUUCGAUUAUAUACGGAACAGAGAUGUUUACUCAUGGACAAGCAUGAUAUCAGGCUAUGCAUUCCACAGCCAAGGAACGGAAGCUCUUGCUGUUUUCCGCUACAUGUUGGAAUCAGGAGCUAUUCCGAAUACUGUAACGUUCUUAUCAGUGCUAACAGCUUGCAGCCAUGGAGGGCUUCUCGUCGAGGCACAGAAGGUGUUCUACGAAAUGAUUCACACCCAUCACUUAUACCCCAGAAUUGAGCAUUAUGGAUGCAUUGUCGAUCUUCUCGGCCGAGUGGGACGUAUAGAAGAAGCUGUUGAGUUUGUCAACAAGAUGCCUAUCACCCCGGACGCAGUUAUUUGGCGGUCUCUGUUGAGUGCUUCAUUGGUGAAUGGGAACUUGGGUGUAGCUGAAAUGGCUGGGCAGAAGGCCAUUGAGUUGCAGCCAGAUGAUGAUGGAGUUUAA
This is a messenger RNA of Linum trigynum, 1329 nucleotides long. Lineage: Eukaryota; Viridiplantae; Streptophyta; Magnoliopsida; Malpighiales; Linaceae. The record is from the annotation of a GenBank genome assembly.